GGGGAGGUGCCCUCCAGGCAACCAAGAUUAGGGAGAGGGCUGAUGGCAACCGUCUAGGAGGGCGCUGAGCCUGUACCCAGGCGCUGUAGCCACCGCCUUCACAUGGGAAAAUCUGGGUUUCACAGUUCUUUGUUGAGACUGGGAAGUGUGGUGUGGAGGCGCAGGGGCCUCGGAAGUCACUGCCCCUCCUCCGCUUGCCACUCCUGCCUCUGUGCUUCUUCCCCCAGCACAACUGACAGGCGGGUGCUCCCAAGUGGAUUUCUCUCUCCACCUGAGCCUCACCACACAGGGUGCCCGCACCCUGCUCACUGAGAUGGGAGGGCGGCCCAAUUCCUCCCCAUGUUCAUGUUGCCACCACACUGGAAAUGCUUCCUUCCCAAGGCCACGUGGCACCUACUUCCUGUACGCUCACUUCCACCAGACUGGUUCCACCGCCUGCCUGUUCGCCACAGCCUCGAGCUUCCCCUCCUGCACGGACACAGGUUGGCUCCCCAGACUUCCUGUCAUGUCACCCAUAACCUUUCAGCAGCUCACCGAAGUGAGCGAGUGUAGACGCCUUCACAGUCCUCCCAGGAUCUCCGUGCUGUCCCUCUUGAGGAGCUUCCCUGCUGCCUCAGACCCCCUUCUCCUUCUCCCCUCCAGUCUUGUCCGCCACGCGCUGGGAAGCCAAGAGCCUAAACAGACCUCUGCACCGGUAGAGAUCAUCCAUGGCUGGUUCACUCCCCAAAUGGCUGCAACAGCUGGGGCUGGGACAGGCUGAAGCCAGGAGCCAGAAACCCCCUCUGAGCUUCCCACGAGGGUGACAGGAACUCAGGCAGGCCCUGGCCCAGACCAGCCUUGACCUUCCGCAGUUGUAAACAUAGGGCAACUGCACAUUCAUCUGCCAACGAAUUGCUGCGCUGGAGGCCCGGCACCCACUGAAAACAUCACGACCCCAGUCUUCGGAGCUCUCAAAUGGAAGGGAACCGCAGCAGGACAGGCCAGCUCCGCUGCAGCGAGGCCCAAGGCGUGGGCAGAAGCACAGGACAGGGAGGGGAUUCCAGGCCAGAGAAACAGCUGUGCAAAGGCAGGAGGUGCAGCAGCAAGAGCUACUUGGAGCUGCGACCGAAGAACUUAAGUUGAUGAAAAACCAACUGUUUGAGACAAAAUGGUAUUUGGAGGAGGAGGAGGAGGACUUCCAACAAAGCUAAAGUCUAGUUCAGCCAGCAGGACAUUCACGUUCACAACCCCAGAAGGAUCAGGUUAGGCUUGGAGUCCGGCGGGGUCUCCCGCUGUUUCCCGGGAGAUAGACUCCCUGGGGCUCCAAGGCCACCCUGCGCCACCUCCCUAGCCCAGGCCCUAGUGGCACGCGGAGUUGGACUUGGUGGAAAGUGGGGGGCAGGGCAGGGUCUAAACCCAGGUCAGGAGUCUGCCUUACAUCUUGCCGUCCUGAGCAGUUGCCCCCCGCAUGACCCGACCUCCCCUACGACCAGUUGCACUUUGUUACCAGGCUUGCUGCGGGUCGGAGCGGGGUUUGCUCCCCGCUCAUUGGUCUGCCCGGAAGCGCCUCCCAAAAGUCCUUGUUACUAGAGGCGAGAACCAGAGCCCAUUGGUCAGGACACCUCACAAUGGCCCUGGCAAGGCGCAGGGUUCUUCUGAUUGGUUCUGUGCCUGUCUUGGGCAACCCUGUGGCCUCGAACCCAGACAGGCUGCUUGGCGCCGGUGGGGGGGAAGAGCGCUCGCACCCGACACCUGCUUGCCAUUGGCUGGCUGGGCGCAGCCACCCCGCGGCGGGGCUCCGUCCUGCGCGAGGGCGACCCCUGGUGGCCGAGACCAAGGCUCUGGAGCCCGGCGGCGAGGACGAAGGCUUGCUGCGGGACCUGCCCAGCGUGCCAGCCCUGCCUGGCCUCCCCUCGGAGCUCCAGUAAGGUUGACGGCUGGACGCGGUGUGUGAACCCACUAAGGGCGCGCCCAAAGGCGGCCCUGUCGGCCCCCUUCAUGUUGGUACACCAAGCGUAGCUCUUGGGGUCCUCCUGCAGCGCCACCUGUGGAGGCCGGUGCCAGGAGUUAGGAUCGGAAUCCCAUCGCCGCAGCAGCGGGGAAGCCCUGAGGGACGAUGUUCUACUACCCCAACGUGCUUCAGCGCCACACUGGCUGCUUUGCCACCAUCUGGCUGGCAGCGACACGUGGGAGCCGCUUGGUGAAGCGUGAAUACCUGAAGGUGAACGUGGUAAAGACCUGCCAGGAAAUUCUCAAUUAUGUGCUGGUCCGAGUGCAACCGCCGCAGCCCGGCCUGCCGCGGCCGCGCUUCUCCCUCUAUCUCUCAGCGCAGCUCCAGAUCGGGGUGAUCCGGGUCUACUUCCAACAAUGCCAGUACCUCGUGGAGGACAUCCAGCACAUUCUGGAGCGCCUGCACCGGGCCCAGCUGCAGAUCCGCAUCGACAUGGUGGAGCCUGAACUACCCAGCCUGCUGCUUCCGGACCACCUGACCAUGAUGGAGACCCUGGAAGAUGCUCCGGACCCUUUUUUUGGGGUCAUGUCUGUGGACCCCAGACUGCCCAGCCCUUUUGAUAUCCCUCAGAUUCGACACCUCUUAGAGGCUGCAAUUCCAGAAAGAAUGCCUGAGGAGGCCCCUCCUGAAGUCCCUGCCGAGCCCAGGAGGCCAGUGCUGCCCCCUGAGGUCAUCACCCUCCAGGAAGCAGAGCCCAUCCGCAUGCUGCAUAUUGAGGGUGAACGGGACCUCCCGGAGGUCAGCCGCCGAGACUUGGACCUGCUCAUCGCAGAGGAAGAUGAAGCUAUCUUGUUGGAGGAGCGACGGCUGGCCAGGCUGAGGGCCCGCCCACCACCGGAAGAGGCCGUGGAGGAGCCCCGGGCCCCAGAGCGCGACAUCACAGUGCCCCCUCUCUCGCCUCCAGCUCCCGUCCAGGUGGAAGGGAUAGCAGAGCCAGCUCCAGGCCUGGUCCUGGUCCCCGAGGAGGUGAAGCUGGCGGCCUGGGAGCCCGGGGCCCCACCCAUGGAGGUGACCCCGUCGCCAGAGCUGCGUCUGCCGCCCCCACCCAGCCCGAAGAAGAGGCCCCCAGGGCCCCCAUCUCCCAGGAGUCCCCCUGCUCGCCGCCGCCGCCGCCGCCAGUUACUGUUCUGGGACAAGGAGACUCAGAUCUCCAGGGAAAAAUUCAAAGAACAGCUGCAGACCAGGGCCCACUGCUGGGAGUGUCCCAUGGUGCAGCCUCCGGAGAGGACCAUCACAAGCCCCACGGAGCUGUUCCGGACCCCGACGUACCCUGGCCGGCUACCCCCGGAACUACUGGCUUUGUGGACCCGCGGUGCCCAGACUCCCCCAAGAGCGCUCAGGCGAAGGCUGCCCGAGGAGGCGGAGGAAGAGGAGAGAAGGGCUGAGGCUGUCAGUGAGAUCGAGGUCCUGAGGGAAGCCCAGGAGCCCAGCGGCCCCCUCAUGCUGUCUUCCGAGCUCUCCCUGGAGCCCGCCGAGGAGGAGAAGUCGCGGAUCAGCCUCAUCCCCCCAGAGGAACGCUGGGCCUGGGCUGAGAUGGAACAGCCAGAGCCCCCUGCGUUGCCGGUGGUGCCGGAGCUCCCAGAGGUGCCCUUGGAGAUGCCCUCCGAGCUGCCACCAGAGCCUGAGCCGCUGUCCCUGGAGGCUGUGCACAGGGCAGUGGCACUGGAGCUGCGGGCCAAGCGGGAGCCUGACUUCAGCAGCUUGGUGUCCCCACUCAGCCCCCGCAGGGUGGCUGCGCAGGUCUUCUACCUGCUCCUGGGUGAGUGCUGGCUGUGUGUGUGCGCGUGCACACGGGGUGCUGAGCUCCACACAGGGGCCAUGUGGGGACUCCUGCCCGCCCUCUUCUCCUUCCUGGCCAGUGCUCGCAGCGCAGCAGAUACUGCGUGUGGAACAGAAGAAGCCGUAUGGGCGCCUCCUGAUCCAGCCAGGGCCCCGGUUCUACCGAGGAUAGCGCCCAUUUUACAAAGCUGCCAGGAAACCAGCUCCAUUAAACCAUAUUCUGCCUCACUGGGCCCUGCCUGCUUCAUUUCUGAACACAUACCUCUGUCCAAGCAGAAAACAAGCUGCCUUUAUUACGGUAGGAUGUCAUGA
Lepus europaeus (European hare) is the source of this 4081-nucleotide messenger RNA. It is a transcript of the gene REC8, whose product is annotated as REC8 meiotic recombination protein. Gene Ontology annotation, biological process: mitotic sister chromatid cohesion; replication-born double-strand break repair via sister chromatid exchange; synaptonemal complex assembly. NCBI's taxonomy places the organism in Eukaryota, Metazoa, Chordata, Mammalia, Lagomorpha, Leporidae. Gene Ontology annotation, cellular component: synaptonemal complex; cohesin complex. The coding region runs from base 2096 to 4081 and encodes 661 amino acids. The record is from RefSeq and is a predicted model, not a curated record. Gene Ontology annotation, molecular function: chromatin binding; protein binding. The transcript is spliced from 20 exons.